UUUACUGACCACUCCAACAGCCUCUCUCUCUCUUUCUCUCUCUCUCCAGAACACCAAGUUGAAGGUGCAAGUCCUUCCCUCGCCUGUAUUCACUUCAUCUCGGCACAGGUCUUGGCUGUGACCAGCUGAUACAGUCAUGGCACCAAAGAAGAACAAGACCACUAAGAAGAAUAAAGCAGACAUCAAUGAGAUGACAAUCAUGGUGGAGGACAGCCCGAUCAACAAAAUCAACGGGCUGAACACCCUCCUGGAAGGUGGCAAUGGCUUCAGCUGCAUCUCAACUGAGGUCACUGACCCUGUUUAUGCUCCUAACCUUUUGGAGGGCCUGAGCAACAUGAGGCAAGACAGUUUCUUGUGUGAUCUGACAGUAUCAACCAAGUCCAAGUCCUUUGAUGUCCAUAAAGUUGUGAUGGCCUCCUGCAGUGAGUACAUACACAACAUUCUCAAGAAGGACCCAGCCACUCCAAAAAUCGACCUCAGCGAUCUGUCACCCGUCGGUCUGGCCACAGCCAUCACAUAUGCCUACUCUGGAAAACUGACCUUGUCACUGUACACCAUCGGCAGCACAAUAUCUGCAGCCAUGCUUUUGCAGAUUAACACCCUAGUCAAGAUGUGCAGUGACUUCCUCAUGCGAGAGAUUAGUGUGGAAAACUGCAUGUAUGUGGUGAAUAUCGCUGACACAUACAACCUCAAGGAAACCAAGGAAGCAGCUCAGAAGUUCAUGCGUGAGAAUUUCAUUGAAUUCUCAGAGAUGGAACAGUUCCUGAAGCUUACCUAUGAGCAGAUCAGUGACUUCCUAACAGACGACUCCCUGCAGCUGCCCUCUGAGCUCACAGCCUUUCAGAUUGCAGUCAAAUGGCUGGAUUUUGAUGAGAAGAGACUUAAAUAUGCUUCAGACCUGCUGACACACAUUCGCUUCGGAACCAUCUCGCCCCAGGACCUGGUCAGCCAUGUACAGACUGUACCCAGGAUGAUGCAAGACCCGGAGUGCCAUCGUCUUUUGGUGGAUGCCAUGAAUUACCAUUUGCUGCCGUACCAACAGAACAUCCUGCAGUCUAGAAGAACCAAGGUCCGCGGUGGUCGAAGAGUGCUGCUAACUGUAGGCGGGCGACCUGCCUUGACUGAGAAAUCCCUGAGCAGGGACGUUCUCUAUAGAGACGAGGACAACCUUUGGAACAGGCUGACCGAGAUGCCUGCUAAGAGCUUUAACCAAUGUGUGGCUGUCCUAGACGGUUUUCUGUAUGUGGCCGGUGGUGAAGACCAGAAUGAUGCUAGGAACCAAGCAAAGCAUGCCGUCAGCAAUUUCUGCAGGUAUGAUCCCCGUUUCAACUCGUGGAUCCAUCUCACCAGCAUGAUCCAGAAGCGUACCCAUUUCAGUCUGAACACAUUCAAUGGUCUUUUGUUUGCUGUGGGUGGACGUAACUCUGAUGGAUGCCAGGCUUCUAUGGAGUGCUAUGUUCCAUCUUCCAAUCAAUGGCAGAUGAAGGCCCCAAUGGAAGUCCCGAGAUGCUGUCAUGCUAGCACGGUCAUAGAUGGCAAGAUUUUGGUAACUGGAGGUUAUAUCAACAAUGCCUAUUCCAGGGCAGUGUGUUCUUAUGAUCCAUCAACAGAUAGCUGGCAGGAUAAAAACAGUCUCAGCACUCCUAGAGGCUGGCAUUGUUCCACCACUGUGGCUGAUCGGGCUUAUGUUAUUGGAGGCAGCCAGCUCGGCGGCCGCGGGGAAAGGGUGGAUGUCUUGGCGGUUGAGUCUUUCAACCCUCAUUCUGGCCAGUGGAGCUAUGUUGCCCCCUUGCACACCGGAGUAAGCACAGCAGGUGCUGCCACCCUUAACAGCAAGAUUUAUCUCCUGGGUGGCUGGAACGAAGUCGAGAAAAAGUACAAAAAAUGCAUUCAGGUGUACAACCCUGACCUUAAUGAAUGGAUUGAAGAUGAUGAGCUGCCAGAGGCAACAGUGGGCAUUUCAUGCUGUGUCAUUACUAUCCCCACCCGCAAGACACGAGAGUCUCGGGCCAGCUCGGUAUCAUCUGCUCCAGUCAGUAUAUAGGUGAUAUACAGGGGAGCUGGGAAAUGUAGUUCAAUUGAUGAUUCUGAAUGAGAUGAUAUGCAAAUCUCUGUUUUCCUUUCAGUUGCAGUACCAACCUGUUCCAUAGUUCUUAGAACAUUAAAUUUUAUAAUAAUCUCAUAAGCUACAACUGAUUGUCAUUUUCACGUUAUCUUUUACAUUAAUAAACAAAUAUAUUUUAAUGCUGUUCAGUUUAUUGUAUCAUCUCAACACUGAAUAUCACAUAGUUUCCAUGAGAUUUGUUACUAUUAUUUAAUAUUAAUACAGUGGUGAUUACAACUUUUAAUGUAGUUUUUUAAAGAAUUUGGAAGUAUACAAAUGGUUUAAAGGUUGUGAAAACACUGAUAUGCAAUCAGGUUUUAACUAGGGCUGUAUGAUUUAUCUUUUUAUCAACAGUAUGGCAGGAAAAGGAUAAUAAUAACAAACAAAAACUAGUUAAAUACAACUCACCUAAUAGUUGUAUACUUUUGUAUAUGGGCCAAUUAUUCUACAAUUAUUUAUGGGUGCCACGGAAUGCAAAAAAAAGAAAAUAAAUAAAUAAAUAAAGAUAUUUAUACAUUUCUCUUAAAAAAUACUAUGCAAAUUCAAUAAAUUAAUACAAUCUGUUGUAUAAUUAUCUAUACUGACCUGCCAGGAGUGAUUCUGAAAGAAGCAAGAAACAGAACACUAUUCACUUACCAAAACAGCCCUUAGCAACAAAAGACAGAAAGCAUUAGGAGUCAUAAUGAAAGUUGAAUAGGGUUUGUUGAGACCGGUUGGGCAGUGGUGGCUUGUUUUGUAAUACGACUGAAUGGUUAUGGGAAUCAAAGCUAUGUACCUGGUCUGUCUAGAGAAAUUCCUGACAGGUCAAGAUCUGAAAUGUUCGUAAGUUCAUAAAAAUGUGACAACUGCAUACACUUGUGUGUUAGCAACACUUUUUGAAACAUUUGUAAUUAUAUAUGUUGUCCAUGUUCUGCAUAUUUAUUAAAGGUUCCUAAAAAAUGUUGCGGA
Messenger RNA from Astyanax mexicanus (Mexican tetra), 3052 nucleotides. RefSeq names its product kelch-like family member 31 (gene klhl31). The record is from RefSeq and is a predicted model, not a curated record. The coding region runs from base 137 to 2044 and encodes 635 amino acids. Gene Ontology annotation, cellular component: cytoplasm; nucleus. Gene Ontology annotation, biological process: negative regulation of protein phosphorylation. Gene Ontology annotation, molecular function: protein binding. The transcript is spliced from 3 exons. NCBI's taxonomy places the organism in Eukaryota, Metazoa, Chordata, Actinopteri, Characiformes, Acestrorhamphidae.